Messenger RNA from Cornus florida, 1958 nucleotides. RefSeq lists its product as uncharacterized. The transcript has a single exon. Bases 150 to 1829 code for a protein of 559 amino acids. Lineage: Eukaryota; Viridiplantae; Streptophyta; Magnoliopsida; Cornales; Cornaceae. Gene Ontology annotation, molecular function: protein binding. The record is from RefSeq and is a predicted model, not a curated record.
CGUGGUGGAUGUAGGAAUUCGAUUGGGUUAUUACACUUUUGAGUGAGCAGUGUCUUCCUUUGUGUUCCCCUAUAUAUCUACCUCUUCCUUUUUUUUGCUGGAAUUGUCAGCACUUGCAGUUGUAAGGGAGAGAGAUCAAGGAGAGAGAGAUGGGGAACCUCUCUUUUUCAGCUACUUUUCUACUUCUCAACUUUUUAGUCUUCCAACUAGCAGAUGGUUAUACUACUAGUACUUCAGCUACCCAAAACAAUAGAAAAGCACUCGAAAGAGAUUACACUCCUCACCCUCCAGAACCAGAUCAUUGGCACUGCGUUACUCCCUCUCCCUCUCCAGAUCAUUGGCACUGCGUUACUCCCUCUCCACGUCCACCUCCGCCCCCUCCAAAACCAAAAUGCCCACCCCCUCCCCCUCCAAAGCCAAAAUGCCCAACCCCUCCCCCUCCACCACCGCCGCCACCUCCACCGCCGCCGCCACCGCCCCCUCCUCCUCCAAAGCCAAAAUGCCCACCCCCUCCCCCUCCAAAGCCAAAAUGCCCAACCCCUCCCCCUCCACCACCGCCGCCACCUCCACCGCCGCCGCCACCGCCCCCUCCUUCUCCAAAGCCAAAAUGCCCACCCCCUCCCUCUCCACCACCGCCGCCACCUCCACCUCCGCCUCCUCCUCCGCCACCGCCGCCACCUCCACCUCCACCUCCACCUCCACCCGUUGCACCUGAACUCUUAAGGGACAUCCGCACUAUCCGAAAAUUCAAGAACAGAAUAACUCAGGACCCACUAGGCGUUACAAAAACUUGGCGAGGCAGAGGUAUCUGCACAGACAACUCUAAAUACAAAGGCUUCAUCUGCGGCAAAAUCAAUUCAACCGACAGGUUCCGAGUUGCUGGUGUCAAGUUCAACGGCUUCCACUUCAACGGCUAUCCACUCAUUGUCAAUGACUUCAUUGAAGACCUCAAAGACCUAGUCUUCUUCCACGCCAACUCCAACAACUUCACCGGCCCCAUUCCCGCCAAAGUUGCCACACUCCCAUAUUUCUUCGAGCUUGACUUGAGCAACAACAAGCUCACUGGAUCAUUUCCAAACGAGGUCCUUGCCGCCACCAACUUGACCUUCUUGGACCUUAGGUUCAACAACCUUACCGGUACAUUGCCACCUCAGGUAUUCAAACUCGACCUCGACGUUCUCUUCCUCAACAACAACUGUUUCAGUGGACACCUACCGGACAGCCUAGGCAGCACUCCGGUGCUUUAUCUCACCUUAGCAAACAACAAAUUUACCGGUCCAAUUCCAAAAAGCAUCGGCCGAGCUUCGAACACGUUGAUUGAGGUGCUGUUUCUGCACAACCGGUUGUCUGGCUGCCUUCCGCAUGAGAUUGGGUUGUUGAAGAAAGUGACCAUUUUCGACGCCAGCCUCAACCAUUUGACAGGUGGGAUACCAUUUUCUUUCGGUUGCCUGGAAAAGAUGGAGCGGCUGAACAUGUCUUUUAACCGGUUAUACGGGGAGGUACCGGAGAUAGUGUGCAGGCUCAAGAACUUGUACAAGCUUACCUUGAACAACAACUACUUUACGCAGGUUGGACCGGAAUGCAGAAAGUUGAUUAUGAGAAAUGUGCUUGAUGUAAAUAUGAAUUGCAUUUUAGAUCUUCCAUCACAGAGAAGUAAAGAAGAGUGUGAUUCCUUCUUCACAGAGCAACAACCAUGCUCAUCAGACCAGAAAAACCGUUACAUACCUUGUCGUGUUGAUAAUUCUACGGUGCAGGAAACGUCUGAUCAUCCACGAACGCCUCCGAUUGCUCCAUCACCAUCUUAUGCUGCUCUGAUCAAGCAUAGCUAAUGAAUGCAAUGUCAAUGAGUAAUUCUUUAUAGUUCGCUAUCUUUGUAGUAAUAUUUGUGUUUGUAUCAAUGCAGAAGAUUUCUAAUGUAAAAUGUUAUUUUUUCAUGCUAAAAUUGUAUUUUAAGAUAA